AUGUCAUUUAUUUUACUAAAACGCGUCUGCAUCUCUUGGUCUCGGUACGUCUGCAUCUCUUCCAAAAUUUUUUCUUUGCGUAAAAUCUCUCGGUCUCGAUACGUCCGGAUCCCCUUUUUUAUGUUUCAGUUCUUUCUUUUCUCGAAAAAGAACAUCUCUCGUAGAUUCGCAUCCCUCGGUCUCAGUAGAUUCGCAUCCCUCGGUCUCAGUAGAUUCGCAUCCCUCGGUCUCAGUAGAUUCACAUCCCUCGGUCUUGGUAUGUCUGCAUCCCUCAGUACGUCCGCAUCUCUCGGUCUCGGUACGUCCUUCUCUCGGUAUAUAGGUACGUUUCUCUCUCUCGGUCUCUGUACGUCCGCAUCUCUCGGUCUCGGUACGUCCGCAUCUCUCAGUAUGUUUGCAAUUCUUGUUCUCGGUACAUCCACAUCUCUCGGUCUCUGUACGUCCACAUCUCUUGUUAGGUUUGCAUCUCUUGGUCUCGGUAUAUCUGCAUCUCAUGGUAUGGGUACAUCUGCAUCUCUUGAUAUGUCCACAUCUCUUGGUCUUGGUACAUCCACAUCUCUUAGUAUGUCCACAUCUCUUGGUCUCAGUACGUCCACAUCUCUUAGUAUAUCCACAUCUCUUGGUCUCAGUACGUCCACAUCUCUUGGUAUUUCCACAUCUCUUGGUCUCAGUACGUCCACAUCUCUCAGUAUGUUUGCAUUUCUUGGUCUCGGUAUGUCUGCAUCUCGUGGUCUCUGUAUGUCCAUAUCUCUCUGUCUCUGUAUCUCUCGGUACAUCCGCAUCUCUUGGUCUCUCUGUUCAUAUUUUCAUAAGUUCAUAUACCUUAACUUUUGCACAAAUAUUCUUAGUUAA
Messenger RNA from Acanthosepion pharaonis, 852 nucleotides. Lineage: Eukaryota; Metazoa; Mollusca; Cephalopoda; Sepiida; Sepiidae. The record is from the annotation of a GenBank genome assembly.